UCGUGUGUGCAUGCGUGUGUAUGUGCGCACCAACGUUAACACAAACUCAUCAAAAAUUUCACCAAAUUUCGAUUCUUUUUCCAUCAAAGAUCGCAUCCUCUCCACCCAAAUAGGAUCUUCCUCUUCUCCCUCCUCAUUUGACCCAUUUUCUCUCUUCUGCAUCUCAAACACCAUAGUUUUCCCAGAAAAUAAAAAGACACUUUUUUCCGGGAAACAAAAAAAGAAGAAGUAGUAAACAACAGCAAAUAUUAUCAGGGUGUAUAAUUGAAUUUACAAUGAGGCGAAGAGGUGCGGAUUUUCGAAGGCCAGUGAGGAGGAGGGUGCAGGAUGUGGCGUGGUGGACACUCUGUAGUGUAGUAGCUCUCUUAUUUAUUUACAUUCUUGUCACCACCACCAAAGGCUCCAACACUAAUAGUACUACCUCAAUGCCCCCUUUCUCCUUGAGAAAUUUCAGGAAUGAAAGGAUCAUGGAAAGCCUUAAUAUUACUGAAGAGAUGUUAAGCCCUGACUCAGUAGCAAGACAACUAAAUGAUCAAAUAUCUCUAGCAAAAGCCUUUGUUGUAAUUGCCAAAGAAAGUAACAAUCUCCAAUUAGCUUUGUCAUUAACUUCCCAGAUUCAAAAUUUGCAGAUUCUCCUCUCAAAUGCAGCCACCAGGCGCGCUCCCUUGACAAUAAUGGAGUCAGAGAAAGCGAUUCAUGAUAUGGCAUCAUUGCUGUAUCAGGCACAGCAGCUCCAUUAUGACACUGCAGGCAUGAUCAUGAGACAGAAAGCAAAGAUUGAAUCUCUUGAAGAACAGAUGAAUUAUGUAAAUGAAAAGAGUUCGAAAUACGGACAAGUAGCUGCUGAAGAAGUCCCCAAGAGCCUAUACUGCCUAGGUGUCCAGUUGACAUCAAAAUGGUUAAAUAAUCUCGAUUUGCAGAACAAAUUGAAGGACAAAUUGCAAUCUGACAUGAAACUUAGGGACAACAAUCUUUACCACUUUUGUGUGUUCUCUGAUAACAUCCUUGCUACUUCAGUUGCAAUCAACUCGACCGCGCAAAAUUCUAAGAAUCCAGAUAGAAUUGUUUUCCACAUUGUCACGGACGAAAUAAGUUAUGCUGUUAUGAAGGCAUGGUUUGCUUUAAACGAUUUUCGUGGUGUGACAGUUGAAGUUCAGAAGUAUGAAGACUUCGAUUGGUUAAAUGCUUCAUAUGCUCCUGUGCUUAAGCAGCUCCAAGACUCAGAGAUCCAGAGCUACUACUUUCGAGGAAGCAAAGACGAUGGAAGUACUCCGAUCAAGUUUCGGAACCCAAAAUAUCUCUCCAUGCUUAACCACCUAAGAUUCUACAUCCCCGAAGUCUUUCCGGAUCUAAAGAGGGUGGUGUUUCUCGACGAUGAUGUCGUGGUCCAAAAGGAUCUUUCUAAGCUUUUCUCAAUUGAUUUGAAUGAAAAUGUUAAUGGAGCAGUUGAGACAUGUAUGGAGACAUUUCAUAGGUACCAUAAAUACUUGAACUAUUCACAUCCUUUAAUUAGAGCACACUUUGAUCCUGAUGCAUGUGGUUGGGCAUUUGGAAUGAAUGUGUUUGAUUUGGUUCAAUGGAGGAAAAUGAAUGUAACAGGAAUCUACCACUACUGGCAAGAAAAGAAUAUAGAUAGAACAUUGUGGAAACUUGGAACAUUGCCACCAGGGUUGUUAACAUUUUAUGGAUUAACUGAGCCAUUGGAUCCAUCAUGGCAUGUGUUGGGUUUUGGCUACACCUCUGUGGAUCCUGUGUUGAUAGAGAAUGGUGCUGUGUUGCAUUUCAAUGGAAACUCCAAACCAUGGUUGAAGAUUGGGAUGGAAAAGUACAAGCCCUUGUGGGAAAAAUACAUGGAUUAUUCUCAUCCUUUGUUGCAACAGUGCAACUUUCAUUGAGUUCCAAAACAUUAGGAAUUGCAAAAUCUAGUAGCCAAUCAGUUUAUUCAUGUUCAUGCAUUUUUUUCCUUUUCUUUGAGAUUAUAGGAGUUAAUAUAGUA
Arachis duranensis is the source of this 1996-nucleotide messenger RNA. Its product is annotated as probable galacturonosyltransferase 10. The transcript has 2 exons. The coding region runs from base 276 to 1895 and encodes 539 amino acids. Lineage: Eukaryota; Viridiplantae; Streptophyta; Magnoliopsida; Fabales; Fabaceae. Gene Ontology annotation, molecular function: polygalacturonate 4-alpha-galacturonosyltransferase activity. The record is from RefSeq and is a predicted model, not a curated record.